Molecule: messenger RNA, 1689 nt
Organism: Rhipicephalus sanguineus (brown dog tick)
Lineage: Eukaryota; Metazoa; Arthropoda; Arachnida; Ixodida; Ixodidae
Product: A disintegrin and metalloproteinase with thrombospondin motifs 7-like
Exons: 4
Coding region: 1-750 (249 amino acids)
Biological process (GO): extracellular matrix organization
Cellular component (GO): extracellular matrix
Molecular function (GO): metalloendopeptidase activity
Source: RefSeq, a predicted model, not a curated record
AUGGGGGUGUUGUGGGGAGGGGAAAUCUACUGCAUCUAUCGCAACGUUGAAGCAAACGGGUUGCUCACACAGGAGUUGUGUGGACCGGACAGGCCCGACUUAUGCGCGACCACGGAGACGACCGUUGUUGCGACCGCCGCGCCUUGCAGUAGCGGCGGCGACGCCGCCAACAGCAGCAACGACGGCGGCUGCGACUCGAGGUCGAGCGACGUCCCUCCGCGUCCCACCGCGAGCGUGGUGGACAUUCAGUCGAACACCGUGCUCGACAUACCCCUGGGAGACGCGCCGGGCGACUUCUGGAACCUGUCCGGCAUAUCGGGCCUGCCCCAGAUCCUGGACCUUCCGGUGCCUCGCAAGGUUGUGGUCCUAGAGGACGCGCGCUACGCCUGGCGCGCUUCUAAGUGGUCCAAGUGCUCCCGCGUGUGCGAAGGCGGGGAGCGGCACCGGAGAGUCAAGUGUGUGGACAAGGUGACGCAGAAGGAGGUUCCCCAGAAGUCAUGCUACCUCCACACUCAGCACCUAAAGCCCCCGGAAAAGUCCACGUGCAACAUCGACCCGUGCGUGCAGUGGCAAACUACGGAAUGGUCGAGGUGUUCAGUAAAGUGCGGGCCGGGCACCCGACAACGCGAAGUGAGCUGUCCGCUGCGCGACCGGUGCGACCCGGCCCGAAGACCUUCCAACACGAGCGCCUGCAACCGGGGUUCGUGCCACGACUCAAUACCCGGUUCUUCGACGCGACUGGUACCAUGAUAGCGAUCGACGGCGUACGGACCCCCCCGUGCCGGGACUUCUCUGUGACCCGCUUGUCCCACCUUCGCCUUCGGGCGUUCGCCCCCCACCACGGGCCGUUGCGUCGCCGUGUCGUCGUUUUUUUUUUUCAAGUUGAUCAGUCGGAUUGUUGUGGAAAGCCGUCCGCGCGCCGCCGUUGGUACUAAGCGCCAGCGUGUUGACACCAGAUGCGUAUACUGUGGCGCGUCUCCCUCUACUUUCUCCAGUAGCGCACCGAUUUCCCCGUUUCUUUUAUAGAUACUGUAACAUUACACAAACCAAGUGUGUGCAGGCUCCUUUUGCAAUGCGUGAGUCCGUACGGUGAGUUUCCAAGGGGUCAUGAACCCUUUGUAAGUAUACGAUGACCGUUCUUCCUUCAGGCUCCCCCCUUGUACAAUUUAAUCAGAAAGAUUACGUGUCUCAAAAUGCGUCACAAGCGCACAUUAUAGUGCUCACCAAGCCCCCCCCCCCCCCUCCCCCCUUCCGUCGCAUCGUAACCGUUUCCUCAUCGUGGUUAUAAUCAUGAUCCAUAUCUCACCAAAUCCCUUUUCAUGUGCAUCCUCUUUACGAUCAAAGACACACCACCAAUGCCAAAUAGUAUUGCGCCUGGCAAUAUGGGGCUUCGCGAUCCCCCCUACACCCGACUGUCCACCAAAGGAGCCACCGUCCCUCUUGUACCGGGUAGUGGACAUUAUUGUGCAUGGUACGGCGAAGUACAUACCUUGUACCUGUGUCUCCUUUUGAAGCGUUCAAUCAAUGUUUGUUGCUGCGUCGCAGUUACUUUUUUUUUUUUCGAAGUUAUAGCGUACGACUUGACGACGAAGAAAAUACGUCGCAUGUGCGACGGAUAUGAUCGAGAGCGCCCGUAGUGCGUUUACCUCCCUUUGUAUAUUUAUAUAUAAAAAUGGCAACGUUUCUCGA